Blastocystis hominis is the source of this 885-nucleotide messenger RNA. RefSeq lists its product as hypothetical. Lineage: Eukaryota; Bigyra; Opalinata; Blastocystidae. Bases 1 to 885 code for a protein of 294 amino acids. The record is from RefSeq and is a predicted model, not a curated record. The transcript has a single exon.
AUGAUUUGCACGCCGAACGAUCAGCAUCUUACGAUCCAGCUUUAUGGAGCCACACCAUCUACACACGUUCAUGUGUUGUUCAAGUCGUUCUACGAGAGUUUGAUGCUUGGCAAUCACAUCCGAGAUCUGAACAAUCUUUCCUAUGCGCGAAUUAAGCUAGAUCCCGUUUCUUCUCUUAUCGUGAAUGAUUGUAAACUUCCAGAAGAGUACGACUACAUCCAGGGACGAAAGCGAGCGAAUCGAACGCUGCCUGGCAACAUGCUGCCUCCUCCUGGAUUGCUGAUGAAUCCGAUCAAAGUGGAUGAAACGACGACGAAAGCGAAGGAGGCAUUGGCUGGAACGAACUUUGCAGAAAAGCAUGAAGAACGUCCAGGAGCCUGCGUUUCCAAGACACGAGAUGAGUUGGAUGUUGCUCCGAAGGAUAUGAAACAGCGCGAUAGUCGUGAGACGAUCCGUGUGUUUUCUCGUUUGCUGCCGAACAUCCAAAUGGUAGAUGGAAAAGCAGAAAUCGAUCUGAGCGAUUACAAGGAGAAUGGAUGCGAGGUUGAAGUGGUUGCAGUGGAUGAAGGCCGCUUCUUGGACACUGUGUUGUUCGAUUCUGGGAGCGAGGAUGACCGUGUUUCACUGAUGGUUCAGCAGCAAGAGCUGGAGGAAUCGCUGGAUCCCUCGAAGAAUUACACGGAGGAGAAGCGGAUAUCGGUAGUAACGGCGGAGGAACCGUUGUCGAUUGACAGCAAGUCAGAGAUGCAAGUGUUGGCGUCUCUAGAGGAUGUAUGGCUGCUUUUGAAGGUGUUGUUGGACGAUUCAAGGCUACAGCAAUUCUCGUUCCUUUUUUCGUGGGACAGAAUGAACGAAAAGGAAAAGAUGCGAUUGUACAACAAGUAA